Messenger RNA from Parnassius mnemosyne (clouded apollo), 420 nucleotides. NCBI's taxonomy places the organism in Eukaryota, Metazoa, Arthropoda, Insecta, Lepidoptera, Papilionidae. The record is from the annotation of a GenBank genome assembly.
AUGUCGCAGUGGACUGGUGAGCAACGCGCGUUCGCAGUAGAAUCGUACUUUAAAAGUAACGAUUCCUGUACCAUUGCCCGUCGUCAAUUUUGUACACGUUUUGAUAUUCAACGUUUAAGUGACGGACCAAGUGCUAAUUUAAUUAGAACGUGGGUGCAGAAGUUCCAAGCAACUGGUUCAACCAUAAACAACCGUCGGCCAGGCCCUAGCCGGACGUCAAGGACCAAAGAAAACAUUCAACGUGUUGAAAGCAGCGUACUGCAAAAUCCACGCCAGUCCGUGCGCAAGAGAGCAUCGUCUUUGGCGUUACUAAAAACGACCGUGCAGCGAAUUUUAAGUAAGCACAAGAAACUUCAUCCAUAUAAGGUCCAAUUGGUGCAGGCUCUUAAACUAGAUAACUUCAUAGCGCGUAAAGAGUAA